Molecule: messenger RNA, 3150 nt
Organism: Salarias fasciatus (jewelled blenny)
Lineage: Eukaryota; Metazoa; Chordata; Actinopteri; Blenniiformes; Blenniidae
Product: tribbles homolog 3-like
Exons: 4
Coding region: 535-1593 (352 amino acids)
Biological process (GO): positive regulation of proteasomal ubiquitin-dependent protein catabolic process; protein phosphorylation; regulation of MAP kinase activity
Cellular component (GO): nucleus
Molecular function (GO): mitogen-activated protein kinase kinase binding; ATP binding; protein kinase activity
Source: RefSeq, a predicted model, not a curated record
CCCCCUCAGACUGACUGGACGUCCUGGACCCGCAGACCGACCCGGAUCUGUGAGAAACCCGCACACGGACCCCGAUCCCUCCCGACCCCACUGAAAGCAGCGGACCCGAGGAGGCUUCACCCCGCUUCGCUCACUUCAACUCCGGAUAUUGUUUCACUCUUUCUUUUUUUUUUUUAUAAAAGACAAAAAAAAGCUCUUUUUUUAACUCAACGAGUUCAGUUAGGUUUUUUUUUCCAAGUUUAUAACAAGUUAUAAAGGAUUUGACAAGUGUGCGAAGAGCCCGCAGCUGAUUGACGAACCACAGGUUGCGCAACCGGACACAAUAAGAAGCAGACAAAGACGCACGUCAGGCCGCCGGGAGCCGCGGACCAGACCUUCAGCACGCGCACGGGAACACUUCAAUUUAAUGUCUGCAACUUCUGCCGCGGGGCUGUGAAGACCUCCGGAGACCACCACGACACAGCACAACCCAACACACACCGGCCCCCCGCGAAACCAGCAGUCCGGACCAAGCGGAGCAGUUUGGCGGUGAAGAUGAGCCUGAACGCAGCCUCCGCCCGGUCUCAGCAGUGUCUGAAGAGGUUACUGGACGAGCCGCAGGACAACUUACUCAAAUGCAAGCGAGCCCGCCUGGCCCCGCCUCCUCCCUCCACCGGCCUGUCGCCCUGCCUCAGGCCCGCCAGCCACGCCCCCAAGACCGGCCAGAGCCAGUCCCCCUUCAGAGUCGGGCCGUACGUGCUCCUGGAGCGCUGCGAGCGGGAGAGGACCUACAGGGCCGUGCACGUGCACACAGAGAAGCAGUACACCUGCCAGGUUCUCCCGCUGCGAGGUUACCAGGAGCGCCUGGCGGCGUACGCUCGGGUCGGUAGUCAUGACAACGUCUGCGGGCUGCUGGACGUGGUGAUCGGCCAAGAAAGCCUGUACGUCUUCCUGCCCGGUCACCACGGCGACAUGCACGCGUACGUGCGCGACAGGAAACGCUUGAGCGAGGAGGAGGCGGGGCUUCUGUUCGCGCAGAUGCUGAACGCCAUCCUGCACUGCCACCAACACGGAGUGGUCCUCCGGGACCUGAAGCUCCGCCGCUUCGUCUUCAUGGACAAAUACAGGACCCGCCUGGCGCUGCUCGGCCUGGACGACUGCGUCCUCCUGCAGGGCGACCACGAGGACGACUCUCUGACGGACAGACACGGCUGUCCCGCCUACGUCGGCCCCGAGCUGCUGACCAACGGCGGCGGGCCCUACUCGGGCCGGGCGGCGGACGUCUGGAGCCUGGGCGUGUCUCUGUACACCAUGCUGAUCGGACGGUACCCGUUUCAGGACACGCAGCCCGCCGCGCUGUUCGCCAAGAUCCGCCGCGGCGCCUUCAGCCUGCCCGACUGGCUGUCGCCGCAGGCCAAGUGCCUGAUCGGCUGCAUGCUCAGGAAGGCGCCGGCCGAGAGACUGACGGCGUCCGAGCUGCUGAUGCACCCGUGGCUCGCCAGCCCGUGCGCCCCGCCUCACAGCGUGUACAAGACACAGCACAGCUCGCACGCCAGCGCUCAAGGCAAGCAAGACGACGACCAAGUGGUUCCAACAUGGACUGAAAAGCAUUAAUUUAUACACACACACUUGUGAAAACCAACUGGGUGACAAAAGAUAGAAACUGCCAUCACUCCAGAAACUGAACCAUGUCCUCCAGCAGCUCCAGUUUCCUUCACCAGGAGCCAAUUUCAAUUCACGCCAGUUCAGUUUAUAGAUCGCUGUUAACCAGUCAUGUCAUGGUGCUUCAAAGUUUGGAGGACAUCUGCAAGGACCUGCUGUAGUUUUAGAUCAUGCUUUCAUUUAUAAAGUUAAGGCAAAAAUCCAAAGUGGACCAGUCUGUGAACAACUGUCUGCAAAUAUAUCAUAUGAAGAGUCACUGCAAUUCAAAUAAUUACAACUAGAAAGCUUUCCCUCCAACCACGCACCGAAUUCCAGCUUUUGGUGCAACAAAGACACAUCAGCACAUUAAAAAUCAUGUCUUGGACAUUUUCUCCUGUGUCUGAGUUGCAGAAUGAAACACUAACAGGUUUUAACUUGAAACCUUUUCAUGAUCACCGACGUCAGGACGAGGAAGCAAACCGUACCAAGGCUUAUUUACGCAGCCACUCAGUUGGUUUUCACAGAUAAACUCUCACGAGAACACGAACACUACACACUCACUCUGAUCCUGGAUUACUUGACCCUCACGUGCCUUCAUAUCUCAGGAGCCGUGUCUCAGUUCGAGCCCCGGCUGUGUCAGACGACAUGGCCUCAGCCUCUAACAGGUGGACAUCAGUCCCCAUCUGAGCUGAAGGUGUGUCCGUGUACACAAACUCCUGUAAAGUUUGCUAUAACUCAGAAUUGGCCAUCGAAAACCGUUCCCAUCAGAAGUUUAAAUUUCUGCGUAUCGUUUCUGCUGUGAUCGAUUGACCCUGAACAUUCCCAAUGUAUGGAGUUACCUGAACGCACCAUCUAAAUGCAAACCCGAAUGCUGGAGCGGGAGAGAGGCGGGGCUUGAACUGGGACACAGCUUCUUCCUGUCAGUGUUUACACUUCUGAUUCCUCCCUGUAAUUCCGAGGAUGCGUCAGUGUUUGAAAGUCACCAGCAGACACAGAUCGGCCCGAAGCGACGGGAAACGCAGCUCCGCUGUUUUUUCCUGCUCUGACGCAGCACAGUUACUAAAAAUAUGCUUCUUGUUAUCUUAAGAUCAAUUCCUUUAGAGUUUCAUUUUCAUUUGGCGUGUCAGACCUCAUUAAAGGUUCAUGUGAAAUAACAAGUGGGUUUUGCUGUGAUAUGUGUCGAUGAAUAGUUUUCGUGUGAGAGGACGUCUAAUGUGUGUAUUCUGGGACGCCUCGUUCUCACAGCCUCGUAUCGAGUGGCCGUCGACCAGAAAUAACAGCAACGUCCAUUUCUGAGGGCAAGAAAGCUAUUUCCACCACAUCUCUGCAGCCGGAGAACUUAAUCCGACGAUAAACAGGAUGCACAGUCAGGAAAAUGAAGAAUUGAUCUUUAGAUAACCGGACUGAGGUCGGUUCUUUUGGCCUGAAGGAGCGAUUCCGAUCCAGCGGGAGGGCUUCUGGUGUGCUGUGUGAUUCAGUUACAGCUGGAGAAUAAAGACGUUUUGUAAUAAAUAAAAUGCCUCGCUCAAA